Racocetra persica is the source of this 288-nucleotide messenger RNA. The record is from the annotation of a GenBank genome assembly. NCBI's taxonomy places the organism in Eukaryota, Fungi, Glomeromycota, Glomeromycetes, Diversisporales, Gigasporaceae.
GAAUUACUAUAUCCUCCUUCAUUCGAUGGUCGUGUAGUCCAGUAUCCUGACGAUAAUAAUUUAAGAGACUAUCUAAGCUGGCGACAAGCUGAUUGCCAUAUCAAUAACUUGUAUAAUACGUGUUUUUGGGCCUUGGUUCAUUCCGGAAAAACUGAAACCGAAGCUGGAAAUAUUCUGAGAGGUACAAUGUCUUCAGAAAAAAAUGAGUUGUUAUACUCGCAAUUUAAUAUCAACUAUAAUAAAUUACCAGAGAUGUAUCGAAAAGGCUCGGUAUUAAUCAGGCAGAAU